Liolophura sinensis is the source of this 1066-nucleotide messenger RNA. Its product is annotated as lysM and putative peptidoglycan-binding domain-containing protein 2-like. The transcript has 3 exons. Lineage: Eukaryota; Metazoa; Mollusca; Polyplacophora; Chitonida; Chitonidae. The record is from RefSeq and is a predicted model, not a curated record. The coding region runs from base 1 to 780 and encodes 259 amino acids.
AUGGCGGCGAGCAGUGGCAAUGAGAAGCAGUCGCUGGGCAAGUUUAUGAAAAGCCAAACGAAAUACGGAACGACGACGACAGUGAUGGCGAAAAACAGAUGCUCGCAUUAUGUGAAACACAGGGUUGUGUCUGGUGAUACACUGGCUCGUUUGGCAUUAAAAUAUAGCGUUACGGUUGAGCAAAUCAAACGAGACAACAAACUAUGGUCCAAUGAAAGCUUAUUUUUAAAGGAACAUGUCUUCAUCCCGGUAACAAGAGACAAUUCUGACACUUUGCCUGAAGACACAGUUAUAGUGGGUUCAGAAUGUUUUCGCAGUCAGCAGAAUUCAUCACAAAAACAGAACAGCAAUGGUGAUCAUUUUCAGUCAGACGCACCAACAGACAAACGGACAGAAAGUGUUAGCAAUAUUGAUGUGGAAUCUUCAAAGUCAGACUCAGGGAGACUUUCAAAACCAGUUUCGGGCAAAGAAUCGGCCUUGGACUUUCUUAGCAAAUAUGAUUCCUCCAUCGCCCAGCUGAAAACAAACGUGAAAAAGAUGGAACAAAAUGCUGCGUUUUUAGAAAAAGAUUUUCCAUUGGCUGCAUCAUAUUUGCCGCGAAGACACACAAUGGGUAACGUCUCAACGCCCCCUGGUGGACCCUCCACAAUGUACAAGCGUCACAGUUACGAUAUUGACUCAGACUCUUCUCCUGUUCUUGUGAUUCGCUCCCGGACAAAGGACAUUCAGACGUCGUUAGAGAGGCUCGAGAAAACCAGCGACGAGUUCUUCCAGUUGUAACCAAGAUGAAAGACUAAGUAUUUAUUAUUUGGAGUGUGAAACAAGGGGUCAUCUCUGAAAUACCAGAAACCUGUAUUCAUUGACGAUCUUUCUAGUCACCCCAUCCAUGGACUCCAUUUUAAAUAAGUGUAGAUGAGGGUAUAUAUACGUAACUUUAAUUCUUCAACCUUUUCGCAUGUUUUAGAGGUGUUCACUCGUGCAUAUCCUGAGGGCAUUAUUCUGUGUAGACUGAUAAAAUUAAACUUUUUUGUGAAGCCCUGAAAAUAGCCAAUCCAACAAAUGUAGU